Messenger RNA from Vigna angularis (adzuki bean), 3147 nucleotides. RefSeq lists its product as uncharacterized. The record is from RefSeq and is a predicted model, not a curated record. The transcript is spliced from 4 exons. Bases 44 to 2509 code for a protein of 821 amino acids. NCBI's taxonomy places the organism in Eukaryota, Viridiplantae, Streptophyta, Magnoliopsida, Fabales, Fabaceae.
UGCUUUAAAACAAGGUGACCUCAAUAGCUCUCAAGGACCUAGCAUGAAAGAUGUGAAUAUUUUACUUCUUUCUCAGAAGGUAUCUGACUAUCCUAUUGCGGAAGAUGUAGCUGUAGAGCAAGGUGACAACAAUAGCCCUCAAGGACCAAACAUCAAAGAUGUGAAUAUUUUACGUGUUUAUCAAGAAGAAUCUCUUUACCCUGUAGUGGAAGAAGAUGUAGCUGUAGAACAAGGUGACCACAAUAGCCCUAAGGGACCAAACAUCAAAGAUGUGAAUAUUUUACAUGUUUAUCAAGAAGAAUCUCUUUACCCUGUAGUGAAAGAAGAUGUAGCUGCAGAACAAGGUGACCACAUUAUCCCUCAGGGACCAAACAUCAAAGAUGUGAAUAUUUUACAUGUUUAUCAGGAAGAAUCUGUUCACCCUGUGGUGGAAGAAGAUGCAGCUGUAGAACAAGGUGACCACAAUAGCCCUCAAGGACCAAACAUCAAAGAUGUGAAUAUUUUACAUGUUUAUCAGGAAGAAUCUGUUUACCCAGCAGUGGAAGAAGAUUUAGCUGUAGAACAAGGUGACCAAAAUAUCUCUCAAGGGCCAAACAUGAAAGAAGUGAAUGUUUUACAUGUUUUUCUGGAGGAAUCUGGUUACCCUAUGGUGGAAGAAGAGGAAGUUGUAGAACAAGGUGACCACAAUAGCCUUCAAGGAUCAAACCUAAAAGAUGUUAGUGUUAUGCAUGUUUCCCAAGAGGACUUUGGUUUCCCUACGGUAGAAGAAGUGCAGAAAGCUGAAGGCAAUAUUCGUAAUGGCAGUUUCUACGAUCUCUUAAACACUGGAUCAGAAGUUGAAGCCAAGAAUACUGAUGGAAAGAUCAAAUUAUCUGCAGAAGAUUCUGUAGAAGAUGUUCCUUCUAGUUUGAAUAAAUCUUCAGUUGGCACACAAGAUCAAUUUCAGAGCACUUAUCCAGAAAAUGAAGUCAUGUCUAGUGGUCUUAAUAUUCACCAAGAUACGUGUAAAGAGGAGUUGAAAUCACCACAAAAUACAGGUUCAAUUGCAAAUCCAGGGGAAUGCUCUAGAUUUUCUCCCCAUAACCUUGAAGCCUCCUUAGUUGAGAGCUUUCAGUUUGAAACAUAUUCUGACCCGAGUCCACUUGGAGAUAUAGGAAGUUGUAACAUGAAAGAAAGCAUGCAAAGUUACAAGAUUGAGAAAGUUGAAAACAAGACCAAUGCGACUAUUGAACAAUUUACAGAUGAGCUCCAAUCUUCAACUUUUGAAGAUUCGGAUGGGACACCAGUUCAGUUCCUAUCAAAUGAUGCAUUAAGUGAAGUGAAGACAGAUUUUAAUGUUCAUGAAAUGGUUGUUGCAGGCAUUGUGUUUGAAAAUGUUGAUAUGUCUGAAGCGAAGUUUGUAUCUUCAAGAAAAAUAAGUUUAAGCUCAGCUUCAGAUAGAAUGAUUGGUUUUUCCCCCAAGCAGCUAAAUAAUUCAGAGACUAAAGUCUUGCAGUCCGAAACAAAACUUUUCCCGGAAACAGCAAGAAUUGAUGUUGGAAUUGGUGAUAUGGAGAACAUGCAGAUGGAUGUCAACAAGGAACUAGUUGAUGAAGUUGGAGACUACUUAUUGGAGGGAGAAAUUGACAAGUCAGGUCUGAUUGCUGAUUCUGAGGAAGUUGAUAAUCGAAUUUGCGAUGUGGAAGAGAACAUGCAAAUUAUUGUCAAUGAAAAGCAAGUUGAAGAAAGUGAGCAAGUUAUACGUGCAACACCUAGUCCAAUGGUCUUGAACAACGUGGAAGUUGGAGAGCAGUUGUUGGAGGGAGAGAUUGAGAAGUCAUGUAUGAAUGCUGAUUCAGAGGAAUGCAUUGGAAUUUUGCCCAAUAAUCUUCUGCCUUCAGCAACAAAAGGCUUUGAGGAUGAAACAUAUUUUGAUGUAAGUGCACUUGGAGAUGUUGUGGAAACUUUCAAAAUGGAAGAAAGCAUGCCAAGUGAUCAGAUGGAGAAAGAAUUCAGUCAGAAAGUUCUGCAUAUGACAAAUGAUUCGGUGCAGGAAGAAAUUACCAGGUUGAUUAAUAACUCUGAUGAUCAUGAAUGUGUUGGUGUGACUGGUCCAGAAGAUGGCAAAAACCAACAUAAUAUGAAGAUGGACAUGGAAAGCAUUGAAAAAUAUUUGCUCAAUGAUUUCCACACUUUGGAAGAUGCAAGUGGUCAAAAUUUAGAUGAGAAUGCUCCAACUAUGCCUCAGGAGGGUGAAAUGAAGUUAUGCACUUUUAACCAUCAACAAAUGUCUGCAUCAGGCACUUUCUGUGGAGAUGAAAUGGAAACACCACCAAAUUGUACAAGACCUAAGCUCCGUGAAUCAUUUAUAAAGAAAGAGUUGAAGAUUAUGUCGAGUUUGCCUAUGAAACGUGCAAGGGAUAUUCUUGGAGCUAGUGACAUGAAAGAAAACAUUAAAAUUUCAAAGAAAACACCUUCAAGGAGUGCAUUUCCUAAGAGGAAACCUCUACAACAUCUUCAACAGAACUGAACUUCACAGCCCGUGAACUGUUGAUUUCUGUAGCAGUUUAGUGAAUGACAGUGUUUCAAUAAUGUGAUGGUUACAAAUUUUUCUCGAUGACCAACAUGUUUUAAAGUAUAUAUGAUGAGAAAAGACAAUGCUACUUUAUGGUAAUUGUUGUGUCAAGUGUGUUUUCAUGCUUAUUCUGUUUCAUGUAGCCCUUUAUCUAACAUGGCAUUGAGAUUGUUACAAUGCACUAGUUGAAACGUGUCAUAUUGAGAUGCAUAUGAUAUUUAACUUGUAACGCAGAUUAGAACUGGCAUGAUCUUUCUCUAGGAAAAAUCUCACAUACUCAGACAAUUUGUGGCUUAAUUUUCAUCAUUUGGUUUGUAUAUUAUGUUGUGUAGUUUCAUUGGAUUUGUGGCUUGAUUUUCAUCAUUUGGUUUGUAUAUUAAGUUGAUUUAGGCUAUGGUUUAUUACUCAGACAGUUUUUUACUUCUCUUUUUAGGAUAUUGUUAUGCUUCUUUGGUUUUAUGAGGUAAUAACACAUAAUUUAAUGACUUCUCUUUUUGGAAGCAUGAUCUUGAAGACUCUUAGAAAUGUGAGAACCUCGCUGAAGAGGAGCAAAAACUAGUUUAUUUUAGAAGAUGAUGCUCUUAAAAUAAGCA